Anarrhichthys ocellatus (wolf-eel) is the source of this 1191-nucleotide messenger RNA. Its product is annotated as BOLA class I histocompatibility antigen, alpha chain BL3-7-like. The transcript has 3 exons. Gene Ontology annotation, cellular component: external side of plasma membrane. The record is from RefSeq and is a predicted model, not a curated record. NCBI's taxonomy places the organism in Eukaryota, Metazoa, Chordata, Actinopteri, Perciformes, Anarhichadidae. Gene Ontology annotation, biological process: immune response. Bases 677 to 1135 code for a protein of 152 amino acids.
UAAGCUUAUAAAAUACAAUGCAUUGUAAGGAUUAAAGGCUUUGGUUUAGAUUCAUUACAAACAGUUGUGUCUAGGUGAGAGAGACAAACACAAAGAGACACUUCCUGUCUAAACCUCUCAAAUAAUUUAAUUUAAAUAUAAACCCUCAAAAUAAAACUAAUUUAAAUGAAAUGUUCAAGGCUUUUGGAGUUCAAACUAUUAUUCAUUAUUUCACAAAUAAGCACAGAUUACAAAAACAUUCUCAAUGAUUAAUAGAGAUUUGUGUAGCAGGACUUUAUUUUUACUCUCUAUUUACAUCUCACAACCCCCAGAUGUUGUCAUUGUUUAAUAUUAAAUAUGCUAUUUAUUGCAGUGUGUCACUAGUAGUAAUUCGGUAAGUGUAGUAUUAUCAUGAAUAAGGCUCCCCCUGGUGGUGUAAGUAGACUGCAUGCUGUGCAUCUGAAUUAAAUCACAUGACAUGUGUACUGUCCAGGGUAAGAAAGUAACGUGCAUCAAUAUUUACUGAUGCUUUUAAACUGAUUUAUUUGUAUUGAUGCAUAACAUGCCAGCCUAAGUCCUAUAAACAGUUUUCUUGUUUGUUUUUAAAUCCCUAGACCUUCCCUCAGUGUCUCUCCUCCAGAAGACUCCCUCCUCCCCAGUCAGCUGCCACGCUACAGGUUUCUACCCUGACAGAGCCAUGAUGUACUGGAGGAAAGAUGGAGAGGAGCAUCACGAGGACGUGGACCACGGAGAGAUCCUCCCCAACCACGAUGGAUCCUUCCAGAUCAGUGUGGACCUGAUCCUUUCAUCAGUCGCACCUGAAGACUGGAGGAGGUACGACUGUGUGUUUCAUCUCUCUGGUGUGGAGGACGACAUCGUCACCAAACUGGACAAAGCACAGAUCAGGACCAACUGGGUUUCUCCGUCAGAGUUUCCUGCUGCUGGUGUUACUGGAGUUGUUGUAGGACUGCUGCUGCUUCUGGCACUCUGCAUCGCUGGACUCUUCAUCUGGAGGAGGAACAAUAAUGGAUUCAUUCCUGCAAACACAGAGAAAAAUGUCCAGAGUUGUCGUGGCAAAGUCUGCAGCAUCAAACAGGUCUUCAGUCACACUGAUGAACCAAUGGUUGGCUCACCUUUUAUCUGUUCUGACCUGUGACAGACCGGAUGAUGGAUGGGUCCUCUUCUGUCGAUGGUCCUUGAGGUCGACACGCA